Messenger RNA from Papaver somniferum (opium poppy), 2791 nucleotides. RefSeq names its product diacylglycerol O-acyltransferase 1-2-like. The record is from RefSeq and is a predicted model, not a curated record. Gene Ontology annotation, molecular function: diacylglycerol O-acyltransferase activity. The transcript is spliced from 8 exons. Gene Ontology annotation, cellular component: chloroplast envelope; endoplasmic reticulum membrane. The coding region runs from base 408 to 959 and encodes 183 amino acids. Lineage: Eukaryota; Viridiplantae; Streptophyta; Magnoliopsida; Ranunculales; Papaveraceae. Gene Ontology annotation, biological process: triglyceride biosynthetic process.
CACCACUCUCCUUAUUCUUCAUCUCUAUUAUUUCUCUCUUCUCUCUCGGAACAAGAAAGAGAAAUUAUUUUGUUCUGUGAACCUUCUUCAUCUCUCUAUUACUCCUUAUUUACCAAAACUAAUCGACCUGCCUUAUCUCUUUAUUCUGCUGCUACAAUCUAAAUCUGUUUGAAACAAAAAAACUUCUUCCCAGGAAACCCAAAACCCCUUUUCUUCAUAAUCAGAAAACCCGUUAUCUCCGUCAAAAAAAAAAAAAAAACGUUCUUUUUUAUCAUCACAAUCAGAAAACCCUAACUCUCCAUCGAAGAUCAAAAGGUAUGAACCUAAUUUUUCCAGUUUCAUACUUGUCAGACUAUUAUUCCUUAGUAACAGAAAUCAUUUGUGAAGAGUAAUAGAAAUCAGUGGAGAUGUUUCGGUUGGAUGUUAUUCUUCAAUUAAGAAUUGUUGAUUUGGGUUUGAUGUUGAAGUUGUUUCUUACAAGGGCAUCAGCUCCGGCUCAUAGAAGAGUUAAGGAAAGUCAUCUUAGUUCUGAUGCCAUCUUCAGACAGAGUCAUGCUGGUUUGUUCAAUCUCUGUAUUGGUGUACUGGUCGCAGUCAAAAUAAGUCUUAUUACUGAAAAUUUAAUGAAGCUUUACAUCACUAAGAGACUGACCACUUUUCAUGUGUUGGUAUGCAUCUACUCUCUAUCUCAUGCUUACUUUGAAGUAACUACAUCUUUGGAACUUCCUGACAUGAAUAUUAUUGAACCAUGUUUAUCUGAAUUCAAUCUCAGCCUGCCUUUGUUUGCGGUUGCUUCUUAUAAGGUUGAAAAGAUAGCUCAAAAUAAGCUCGUUUCGGAACCAGUAAGUAAUAACAAGGUUAUUUCAUUUUGCAUUUUAUGCCCUUUAGCCAUCAGCAUAGUUAUCCAUGACUAUAUACAUUCACAAGAUGUGCUUUUAAGCUCCCUUGGGAAAUUUUAGUUCUUGUACUGGACUUGCCAGUUUGACAUGUAGGUGAAUACCCUUCCAUUUUUUCAGCAUACGUGACUUCGAUUUUUGGUCUUUACUUUAGUUGCUAAUGCCCACACCAUAUGUCACAGGGACCCAUUUUUGAAUGAGAUCGGAAAACUGGGUAACUGUUCGGAAUCUUAGGAUCUCUCCUGAACUAAUCACUUAAUAUAAUGCAAAUAUUAGCUUUCAAGAUUCGAACAAAGGAAAAAAAAGAGGAAUGAAUGGUUAUUGCUAAUUUAGAAGCUUGCUCAGUUACUCUCAUAUCCUGCAGUUUGUAAUUUCUCUUAAUGUAGUUAUUACCAUAGAUUCAAUAUGUACCCAGUUUGUAUGAUUCUCAAUUGAGUGAACUUAAUGCAUUUCGACUUAAUCCUUACAUUUUCCGGAUACAUUUUUUUGUUAUAUUAAUGUGAUGGUUUUACUGUUGUAUGUUAGAGACCCCGGUUUGAGUUAUUCAGCUUUUGUGCAGGAUUGAUUCAACUGCUGUAUCCGGUGUAACACUAAUGAUUUUUGCUAGUGUUGUGUGGUUUAAGUUGGUGUCAUAUGCACAUACAAAUUACGAUAUGAGGGCGCUUUCCAAGUCCAGCGACUAGGUGGCCCCUUACAGUAUUUUCUAUUCGCUGAUGGAAGAGCACCUGAGCCAAGUUGGUGUCAAUACAACUAACAACAAAUGGAACGAAACGCUUGUUUUGGGUGUGGUGGAUCCAAACGAUUCAUUAUCUCAUCCGGCAGGGGUCUUUGAUGUUCAAGUUAAUUCUGCUACGUGCUUAGCUUCUGAUCAUUUUGCCAACUUCUUGGUGAAAACUUGGGAAAAGCAUCUGAAUGCCUUUUGCACUGAAAGAUGGAACUUGAAUUAAUCUACAAAGUCUAAUCCAAUGUUAUGAGGACACCUAGCUGAUGAAGUUAUUCCCUCAAAUUGUUCGAAACAUCUGUGACCAGGACGUGCUUGCAGAAGAUAAGAUUCUUCAAUGAUUCCGCUAAGGAUUAAACCUCAAGGGAAGUGUUGCAGAGGGAAAAGACCUUGUGUUGUCGGUUACAUCUGUCAUGGGAAAGGAGCAGAUCUGUACUGUUAAGGACAUUUCUAUCCAAAUAGAAAAUGACCUUUAGACUUUAUUACUACAGUAUCUGUUUGUUACUUCAUAUGGGAGAAGAGGUGAGCUUAAAUUAAUGAGCAGUUGGGAUAUCACUUGCUAGAAAACUCAUAAGCUUGGAUUUAACUGUUUGUAUCUGGCUAUGCAUGUAAAUGAUGAUUGACGAUUUUGGUUUUUGUACUUCAAGGCUUGUGGUUUAUAAUGAUGAUUGCCAUAAUUUUUCUUCUGGCAUAUUACCAUGAAUGACAAACCCCUUCCUUUCGCUUAUUAGAAAGCUAACCCCCUCCUUCUGAAGUUGGUUUAAUAUCCAAUAUAGUGAGAGAGAUACAAGCUUCAAACAGGUCACAUACAGAAUGUAGAUAGUCUUUGCUGUAGUAAAAUUUUUAGAUUCAAACAGAUUCGAAUGACCUUCAGAUUAUAUUGUUUCAGUGUUGCAGAGGGAAAAGACCUUGUGUUGUCGGUUACAUCUGUCAUGGGAAAGGAGCAGAUCUGUACUGUUAAGGACAUUUCUAUCCAAAUAGAAAAUGACCUUUAGACUUUAUUACUACAGUAUCUGUUUGUUACUUCAUAUGGGAGAAGAGGUGAGCUUAAAUUAAUGAGUGGCCACUUUUACUCCUAUCUUUCUGUUUUAGGCAGACAAGAGCAUAUCAUUAUUAGCUUUUCGUGGGAUGUUUACUUUACUUUUAUUUUAAUUUUGGUGGGUUUUGUUUGCUU